This is a messenger RNA of Adineta ricciae, 231 nucleotides long. Lineage: Eukaryota; Metazoa; Rotifera; Eurotatoria; Adinetida; Adinetidae. The record is from the annotation of a GenBank genome assembly.
AUGACGAUUGAGCAUUUGUGCAACAGUUACACUGAAAAAAAAGGUAGUCCACCAAGCCAUUCCGGUUUAGUGAUGGCCCACCAAACUAUUUUAAGUUUGGCACCACCAAAAUGGUUCUAUAGCGUUAUAUGUUGGGCGGAAUGCGCGAAUGAAAUAAUUAUUUCAGGUCGCCAGUGGUCUGUUAGUGAUGGAGAAGCGCGAUCAAGCGGACGAGAGAAAGCUGUGAGUUAG